AUGCAGCACGUCCUUCAAGCUGGUCUAUCCUCUGGGAUGUCAGCCGUCACUGGUAUCCACAGCGGCAAGCACACCAAGCCUAACCCAGUCGACCCUUCCUUUGAUGGUCUCGCAGCUGUCAUGCCAGUAGACUGGAUCCCAACCGCCGACAAAAAGGUCACAUACAAGGGCAAGAACGGAGAUGUCCACGCUCCGCAACUGUGCAUCGGUGCCUGGCCUUGGGGCGACACUUCUACCUGGCACUGGAAGCCCGAGGAAGAGCCCCAUGUCGCCGCAGCAUGGAAGCACUGCGUUAGCAAAGGGGUCAACUUCAUCGACACCGCCCAAGUCUACGGCACAGGCAUGAGCGAGACAAUCUGCGGAAGACUAGUCAAGGACAUGCCAAGAGACAGUUUCGUCAUGCAAGACAAGUACUUUGUCGUACCCCAAGCAAAAGACGUCCUCCACCCCACCAUGGCCCCCCUCAAGAAGCUCGAAACCUCACUCAAGAACUUCGGCCUCGAUUACAUCGACAUAUACCUCGUGCAUGGCCCCAUUCACCUUCAAACCAUCCCCAUGAUCGCCAAAGGCAUGGCCGAGUGCGUGGAAAAGGGCAUGACCAAGACCGUUGGAGUGGCAAACUACAGUCUCGCAGACAUGAUAAAGAUGCAAGACGAACUAGCCAAAUACGGCGUUCCCCUCGCCAUCAACCAAGUCGAGUUCUCCGUCCUCCGCCGCGAACCAGAACUUUCUAGUCUCCUCCACCCUGUUUCGGCUAAGAGCUAG
This is a messenger RNA of Alternaria viburni, 765 nucleotides long. RefSeq lists its product as uncharacterized. The transcript has a single exon. Bases 1 to 765 code for a protein of 254 amino acids. NCBI's taxonomy places the organism in Eukaryota, Fungi, Ascomycota, Dothideomycetes, Pleosporales, Pleosporaceae. The record is from RefSeq and is a predicted model, not a curated record. Gene Ontology annotation, molecular function: oxidoreductase activity.